Caenorhabditis remanei is the source of this 273-nucleotide messenger RNA. RefSeq lists its product as uncharacterized. The record is from RefSeq and is a predicted model, not a curated record. Lineage: Eukaryota; Metazoa; Nematoda; Chromadorea; Rhabditida; Rhabditidae. The transcript is spliced from 2 exons. Bases 1 to 273 code for a protein of 90 amino acids.
AUGUCCGAAAGCCUUCGUGACCUCUUCCAACUGCUCAAGGAAAGUUUAGCGAGAGAUGAGAAGAUGUCAGAAGAGAUUCGUGUUAUCUACCAGGACGAAGAGAUCUCCCAGGUUCCCAAGGAGCAAGUGAAGCCGAACAUGAGCCUCGAGGAACUUGUUGCAGCUCUCAAGGAGUGUAUGGAAGACUCAAUUGCUGCUAUCGACAACAGCAUUGAUGCGGGAUGCAAGAUGAGUGUUAAGGUGAAAACGGUGGUCAAACGUUUUUGGAUUUAA